Molecule: messenger RNA, 669 nt
Organism: Adineta steineri
Lineage: Eukaryota; Metazoa; Rotifera; Eurotatoria; Adinetida; Adinetidae
Source: the annotation of a GenBank genome assembly
AUGUCGUUGACAGGUUCAUUUAUUGAUCAUACUUUAUUAAAACCUGAUGCAACAAUAAAACAACUUGAUCAACUAUGCAAUGAAGCAGUUGAACACAAAUUUGCAACUGUAUGUAUCCAACCGUGUCAUGUGAAAUAUGUUGUCGAUAAAUACCCAAUACGUGUUUGUACUGUUAUUGGAUUUCCACUUGGUGCAACAACGACACAAACGAAAUUAUUUGAAUGUCAACAAGCAUUGAAUGAUGGUGCACAAGAAAUUGAUAUGGUUAUUAAUAUUGGUAAAAUAAAAGAUGGUAAUUUUGAAUAUGUUCAAAAUGAAAUUGAACAGUUAGCAAAAUUAGUACAUUCCUCCGGUGAGAAUAAAAUUCUUAAAGUUAUUAUUGAAACAUGUUUAUUGAAUGAAACCGAAAAACAAAAAUUAUGUCAAAUUGUUGGUGAUGCUGGAGCUGAUUUUAUUAAGACAUCAACAGGUUUUUCAACCGGUGGAGCAACAAUGGAUGAUAUUAAAUUAUUACGGCAAUAUUCACCAAAAAAUGUGCAAGUUAAAGCAUCUGGUGGUAUACGAGAUGGUGCUUUUGCAAGAGAAAUAAUUCAAGCUGGUGCUACACGUCUUGGAACAUCAUCCGGUGUUGCUUUAAUGAAAGAUAUGCCAGCAACAUCAAAUUAUUAA